Molecule: messenger RNA, 741 nt
Organism: Symbiodinium natans
Lineage: Eukaryota; Dinophyceae; Suessiales; Symbiodiniaceae
Source: the annotation of a GenBank genome assembly
AUGAAGCUGCACACUGUUGGCUUUUGUGGUGUGGACGACUCCGUGAACCUGCUGCUUCUUCGCAAUUUGGCAGACCCCCAGCUACCCGGGGCAAAGCUUCGCCUGGCGGCGCAUCUUUGCGGACAGGAUUGCCUCAGGCAAUGCUUCUCAGGUGUUGUUGAGUCCCAGGGUUACAUUGAAUAUGUUCGUUCUGGAAGGGCACUGGCUGGUGACGUUGCCCACAUCUCUGGGCUCCAUGCUCUUCUGGGCUUUGGGCGUGCGCAGCUCAACCCGACCAAGGCUAAUCAGGCCUCCGACUGGCAGCCAGAAACGGCCGCUCGCGGUCUGCGAGAGCUGGCAGCUGCGUUGCCCAGCGUCGAGUUUAUUCUCCAGGUGAACGAGGAGACGCAGGAGCUCUUCAGAGCCCUGUUCCAUUCCGAGCCUGCGCCGCCCAAUUUGGCGGUGCUUCUCGAUGCAUCCUGUGGUCUGGGUGUGGCACCGGGGAGCUGGACCGCGCCGCCCAAAGUUGUGCGCCGCUUUGGCUUUGCGGGUGGUUUGGGACCAGACAGCGUGCUUCAGCAGCUGGAGGGCAUGGCCGCUGCUUGCCAGGAGCAUCAUCGGGAUGCCUCGGUGUGGGUUGACAUGGAGUCCAGGAUCCGCAGCAAGUCUGUGACCGGUGCGGACGUCUUCGAUCUAACUCUCAUCCGACAAGUUGCCGAACUGGUCCUGAAGUCGGGAUGGCUGCUAAGGAGCAGCUUGUAA